Molecule: messenger RNA, 1533 nt
Organism: Gossypium arboreum
Lineage: Eukaryota; Viridiplantae; Streptophyta; Magnoliopsida; Malvales; Malvaceae
Product: coniferyl alcohol acyltransferase
Exons: 1
Coding region: 1-1386 (461 amino acids)
Molecular function (GO): acyltransferase activity, transferring groups other than amino-acyl groups
Source: RefSeq, a predicted model, not a curated record
AUGGAGGAGAAUCCAAAAGAAAGAAAAAUGUCAGUAAUACUGAGGAAAAAGUGCAUUGUUAAAGCUAUGAAUGAAUAUCUCUCACCAGAGCGUCACCAUAAGCUUACACUUUCAAACCUUGAUCUUCUGUCUGGCCGCUUCCCAGUGACAUACUUGUACUUAUAUUAUCACAGCAGAUCCGACAGAGGUUCGAUCAAUAUUAGUAACAAUGUGUUUGAGUCACUCAAGACUUCACUCGCCAAAACUCUGAGUUACUACUAUCCUUUUGCUGGUCGAAUAGUAGAAGACCCGCAAACAAGCCAGACUCUUAUCAUAUGUGACAACAACGGUGCCCUGCUAGUGGAGGCAGUGGCCAAUAUCCCUUUGAUCCACCUGGAUUUCUACAAUUUAAACCAGACCCUUGAACAGAUACUGGUCUCGUGCCUGAACCCCGACGAGUUUCCUUUUCCUGUGCAGGUUCAAGUAACAUGUUACACUUGUGGAGGGGUGUCCAUUACUUUUACCUUCGACCAUGCUCUAGGUGAUGCCACUGCUUUUGGCAACUUUCUCUCCUCGUGGUCCCAACUAGCUCGUGACAUGCCUCUCUCUUGCAUACCGGAUCUUGAUCUCGGGAGAAGCCUUCCACCGCGCCUCCCUCCUACGUAUCACCCUUAUUUCAAUCAUGUUUUUGUCAAGUGCACGCUUGAAGAUAUUAGAAACAUACCUAAAACCGGCAUCUUGCUCAAGCGCCUUUACUUUGUUGACGCUUCCAGCAUUAAUCACCUGCAAACUCUUGCAUCUGCCGACGGUAACAAGAGAACGAAAAUCGAGGCAUUCUCUGCCUAUGUUUGGAAGAUUAUGGCAACAAGCAUUGAUAAAAGCCACGCUAACUGCAAGAUGGGUUGGUUAGUUGACGGACGUGGUAGACUAAGUCAUAGCUCCAUGUCAAAUUACAUUGGUAACGUAUUAUCCGUGGCUAUUGAAGAGGCAAGCAUUGUAGAGAUAAAGCAGGGCUCCAUAUCGGCAAUUGCCAACAAUGUUCACAGGGCUAUAUCCAAGGUAACUAAUGAAGCUCAUUUCCAGGAUUUGAUUGAUUGGAUUGAGUGCCACAAACCUGGAUUGAUGCUCCCAAGAUUUGUCCUAGGUCGGGAAGGGCCUGCCCUUGUUAUUUCAUCCGGACGGAGAUUUCCGGUUGCUGAAUUGGACUUCGGGUUUGGUAGUCCCAUGCUCGGAACAGUCUCCUCCACCAUUAAAAACAGUGGAGUUGGUUACAUGAACCAGAGGCCAAGUGCUACGGGUGAUGGCUCAUGGGUCAUUUCCGCUAUCUUAUGGCCACAACUGGCUGCAGCAUUGGAGUCUGAUUCAGUUUUACAGCCACUGUGUGCCUCACAUCUUCAAAAAUCAUAAUAAUAACAAUGAUUUCAUCUCCAAACAAAUUAAAGAGGGGCAUUAGCAAACGAAUAGCAUAUAUGCAAGUCAAAGCCAGAUUGUUAUAAAAAUCAUAGGAACCUGUCUAGUUAUUUGCAAAGCAAUGAUAAAUUUGAAUGCUCAUAA